Molecule: messenger RNA, 1772 nt
Organism: Cylas formicarius (sweet potato weevil)
Lineage: Eukaryota; Metazoa; Arthropoda; Insecta; Coleoptera; Brentidae
Product: cilia- and flagella-associated protein 157
Exons: 2
Coding region: 32-1753 (573 amino acids)
Cellular component (GO): ciliary basal body; cilium
Molecular function (GO): microtubule binding
Source: RefSeq, a predicted model, not a curated record
UCCGCGUGUGUGAAAGUCGAGCUCAAAAGAAAUGGCCAAAAAAGGAAAAAAAGGCAAAGGCAAAAAGAAGAAAACGGUAGAGGAUGACCCGAACGCGCUCACGGAAGUAGACAAGACGUUCUACGAGCUAACGAUAGCGGACUUGAACCGGAAACUGGCCAGACUUCGAAGCUUGACGCAAGAACUUGAAGAAAGAAACGAAUUGCUGGACCGGGAGAAACAAACCUUGGAUGAAGAUCGGGCAGACGUUAUUGCGUAUUUAAAACGCAUACUCCAAGAGAAGGUGUUCGAGAUAAAUGAACUGGAAGAAAGGAUAAUCGGGCUUCAGGAAGCCAAACGGCACGAUGCAGAAAAAUACGAGGCGAAAAUUGUAGAUUUGGAGAAGGAAUACAAGCAAAUGCACGAACAACUGACCUCCGAAAAUAAGUUGCUCGAAGGCAAGCUGAAUUCGCUGGAGGAGUUCCGAUCGCAACGCGAAGAGCUGAUGAAGAAAUUCGAGAACCAAGAGGAGCAAAUGCAGACUCAAGAGAAACGGCACACCAGAGAGCUUUACGAAAUCGAAAGGAAAUUCAUCAUUAGCAAAGACAAACUCAAAAAAGACAUGGAAGCGCGUCUCCUGCAGCUAUCCACUGAGUUUCAUGACGCGUCUGAACUGAGAAUAGCUGCCACGACACAUAAGGUGAUUCGUGAAAACAUAGCGGUGAACAACGAAUUAGAUUCGAUGCUGGUGGCGCAUCAAAAGCUUUACAAGGAUUAUCAAGUCAUCAAAGCCCGCGACAAGACUUUGCGUCAAGAGGCGACGCUCCACGAUGAGGAAAAGAAGAAAGCUCUCAUGAAGGUGAGGGUUCAGCAAAAAGUCAUCGAGAGACUCACCGACGAGCACCGCGAUUUGAUGAAGGAUUUGAACAAGUUCAAACACCUGGAAGAAGAAGUGCGCGAGUCUCGCAAUGCAACCCGGAAAUGGACACAAAAGAUCGCUUCCUUGGAAUACAAAAUAAAACUUCUUGAACAAAACUUGCACAACGUCAAAAGUGAGAACGUCUCCUUAAAGACAGACAGUAUGUACCUUCAAGAGGAGAACAAUAGGUUAAGUGACGUACUCAUGGAAGGUGUGAGCUGUAUUAAGGAAGCCCUCACCAUAAAAUCAGAAAGUGACGUUUCCUUGAGGGCGACGAAACGGGAAAAUCUCCUCAAUACCUUGUUCGUUCUCCUGGACAAAGCUCAAGAACAGAAAGUUAAAAAACCAUCUUUAGAGACCGUUCCUUCGGUGGAAGCCACUUACGCUGUUGGAGAUCUGGGUUUCGUACCAAAACCUGUCGACAUUCGUCCAAGUGUAAUCACUAAAAGAAAUAUGGAGGCUCAAACCGGUAGCAGUUUAGAGAACUACGGUGGCGCGACCCGGCUUAGUAGGAAAAAAAGUCAAGCCGCAAGAUCUGACUUGGAACUAGAACACGAAGAGGAUAUGUCCGAUGACGAAGUAGAGGUUGCAGAGAAAGAAAGUGUUCUGUUCUUUCGCGAGUCAAUUAUAGAAGAGGAAGAAACGGAUGGCGAAAGUAAAGAAUUCGAUCCAUUCGCUGAUUACGAUAAGUCUUCCGAAGAAGAUUUAUCCAGGAGAGCUUCAAAGAGUGAUAGACAGAAGAGCGUGGUUGGAAAAGCUUCAGCGACCGGUGCCAGGAGAGCCACGAUAAAAAAAUCUUUGGGCAUGGUGAUUGAGAAGAAGAAGUCCAUCGUAGUUCGUAAAACGAACGAGUGACGCUCUCAAGACUGAAUUA